This is a messenger RNA of Dromaius novaehollandiae (emu), 5246 nucleotides long. It is a transcript of the gene COL15A1, whose product is annotated as collagen type XV alpha 1 chain. Gene Ontology annotation, biological process: extracellular matrix organization. The record is from RefSeq and is a predicted model, not a curated record. NCBI's taxonomy places the organism in Eukaryota, Metazoa, Chordata, Aves, Casuariiformes, Dromaiidae. Bases 224 to 4114 code for a protein of 1296 amino acids. The transcript is spliced from 43 exons. Gene Ontology annotation, molecular function: extracellular matrix structural constituent conferring tensile strength.
CUGACAGGAAAGUCUAUGCGGAGUCGAAUUUCAGUGCUGGAGCAGUAAAGUGCAAUGAGUCACCGAAAGGGAGCCUGAGAGCUGCCUUUGUUCCACUUGUGUCUGGACGCUGGAGGAGAAACAGCAGGCUCCAGUUUUUAUUAACUUCUUAUUUUCAUUAGCAUAUAACUCAUGUUCACUGAACUUCUUCCCCACUUGAAGUCUUUCAACUGACUUUCAGAAAAUGCUCUCAUGGCAUGCCUGGUGGACCUGGGACUUGCUACUACCGCUCUUAGGCUUGUCAAUCCAUGUUGGUUCAGCAGCUCAGAUCAUAGAAGAACGAGGCUCAAAAGGACAUCUUGAUCUCACAGAGUUAAUAGGAGUUCCUCUCCCUCCUUCUGUCUACUUUAUCACUGGCUAUGGAGGGUUUCCAGCUUACAGCUUUGGUCCAGAUGCUAACAUCGGCCGAUUGACAAGUGCUAUAAUACCACUGCCUUUCUACAGGGAUUUCGCUAUUGUAGUUACAGUGAAACCAAACAGUGAUCGUGGAGGAGUGCUAUUUGCAAUAACAGAUGCCUUCCAGAAAACUAUUUACCUGGGAAUGAGACUUUCACCAGUUGAUGACAGCACCCAGAGAAUAAUAAUGUACUACACAGAGCCUGGUUCCCAUAUUUCCCGAGAGGCUGCUUCAUUUAAAGUGCCAGUGAUGACUAACAGGUGGAACAGGUUUACAGUGACUGUUCAGGGAAAUGAUGUUGCUUUGUUCAUGGACUGUGAAGAAUAUCAGAGGGUUCAGUUUCAGAGAUCAGCUCGAGCCUUGGUGUUUGAAUCUGGCUCUGGUAUAUUUGUUGGUAAUGCAGGAGCCACAGGACUGGAAAAAUUCACAGGCUCUAUUCAACAUCUGACAAUCAAAUCUGACCCAAGGGCUACUGAAGACCAGUGUGAAGAUGAUGACCCUUAUGCUUCAGGAGACAUGAGUGGCAAUGACAGCAUUCAAGAACAUGAAGCUAUUCCCAAGACAAAAGAAGUGCUGGCACCUUCUCAUCUUCCCAUAAGGCCUGAAGAUACAUCAGCUGAGCCAGUGGAAGCCCCCCCAACUGUAUUGUCUCAUUUGGAAGAAAACGAUUUCUCAGGACAUCACAUAUCAGAAGAAACCACUGAACCAGCUAAAAUUAAAGAACAAGAUUCUGCUGUCUCAGAAGCUGGACAAGGCAACAGUGAAUCUACCUCUGUCACACAGGAAACCUUAAGAGAAGAUGUUGGCUCUGGUGUUACUGUUUUGCCAGGAGUGAGCAGAAGGAAGGACCAAAAAGGUCAGAAUGGAGAGAAUGGACCCACAGGGCCUCCAGGAGGACCAAGAGUAGAAAAGAUGCAGAAAAAAGAUCAAGGAUCUCCUGGACCUCCAGGAAAACCUGGCCAAGAUGGUCAGCCUGGCAUUCCUGGUAAAAGUGGAUUACCAGGAAAAAAAGGACUUCAGGGGUUGCCAGGGCUGAAAGGAAAAGCAGGCCUAAAAGGAGAAAAGGGUGAUCCUGGUGAGGGAUUUCCAGGACUCCCUGGACCCCCAGGACCCCCAGGACCAUUUGCUCCUUCUGGAGGAUUUAGUAUACUGGAACCUGAAGAAUCAGGUUCUGGAGACCUUGAUGGAGAGACUGAGAUUUUAAGUGGUCUUCCUGGGCCACCAGGCCCUCCAGGAUUGCCUGGUCUUCCAGGAAAACCAGCACCCGAUUCAAAUGUAGGACCUCCUGGGUCACCAGGGGAAGAUGGAGCUUCUGGAGAACCAGGCCCUGAAGGUCCUCAAGGUCCUCCUGGUCUUGAUGGAAUGGUUGGCCCACCAGGGCCGAAGGGAGAAAAGGGUGAUCAAGGUCUUCCUGGUUCUGUUGGUCCAAAGGGCGAUAUUGGAAUCACUGGAUCAAUAGGCCCCAAAGGAGAAGCAGGUGCUGAUGGGCCUCCAGGGAAACCUGGACCACCUGGACCACCUGGACCUCCUGGACCCCCAGGUCCAAGCUACGGUUUGGGAUUUGAGGACAUGGAAGGAUCAGGGAGUAUUGGCUUGUUAAGUGAAUCCAGAACUCCCGAAACAAGAGGGCCAAAGGGUUCUGCAGGAAGACAUGGAGAACGUGGACCAUUUGGACCAAAGGGAGAAAGAGGCAACAUUGGUCCACCAGGUUCAAAGGGAAUGCCAGGUACAGAUGGAAGACCAGGCUUUCCCGGCAUCGCUGGCCGUCCCGGAGACGUGGGUCCGAAAGGGGAGAAGGGUGACCCAGGACCUCAGGGUGAACCAGGACAGGAUGGGACCAGUAUUGUGGGACCACCUGGACCACCAGGACCACCAGGACCAAUCACAGCAAUACCUGAGCUACUACUGAAUGAUACAGAUGGAAUUUUUAAUUCCACUGGAAUUAAAGGAUUGCUUGGGCCUCCAGGGCCAGAUGGCAAGCCAGGUCUACCAGGAUUUCCUGGCCCUCGGGGACCAAAGGGAGAUACUGGCUUACCUGGACCACAAGGACCUAAAGGACAACAGGGUGAAAAGGGAGAACCAGGAGCUCUCAUUGCUGCUGAUGGAUCUUUAACUGAAUUAUUAGGAAGAAAAGGGCAGAAGGGUGAAGCUGGAGUGGUAGGACAGGCGGGACCAAUGGGACCAAUAGGACCUGCUGGACCCAAAGGAGAGCUUGGUUUCCCAGGACGCCCAGGCCGCCCAGGACUGAAUGGACUGAAAGGUGUGAAAGGUGAACGAGGUGAAGUAUUACAUGGUCCCCCUGGCUUGCCUGGGCCCCCAGGGCCCCCUGGACCUCCAGGGCGUAUAGUUCAUAUCAAAGGAACAGUUUUCCCAGUCUCUCCCAGACCUCAUUGCAAAAUGCCAGUGAACACUCCUUACCCGGGAAAUCAAGAAGCUCUUAAUGUCCAAGGUGCUAAAGGAAACGGAGAUUCCUGGGGAGUACACACUUCAGCAGACAUAAAAGGAGAAAAAGGAGACACAGGUGCUCCAGGACCACCAGGUCCACCUCUGCCUCCAUCAUAUUUCAGCCACUUUAUUAAUAGCAUAAAGGGUGAAAAAGGAGACAAUGGAGAUCCUGGUGUAAAAGGAGAAAAAGGAGAACCAAAUGGAGGUUUUUUUCUGACGGGACCUCCUGGACUGCCUGGAAGACCAGGAUUAGUUGGACCAAAAGGGGAUUCAGUUGUUGGACCCAGAGGACCUCCUGGAUUACCUGGCCUACCUGGCCUACCAGGUUAUGGAAAAACUGGACCUCCUGGCCCACCUGGCCCACCAGGCCCACCAGGACCCCCCGCAAUAUAUGGAUCAGCAGCUGCAAUUCCUGGGCCACCAGGUCCUCCAGGAGAGCCAGGGUUACCUGUGACCAGGAAUCUGGUUACAACAUUCCGCAAUGUCGAUGGUAUGUUGGAAAAGGUUCAUCUGGUAGCAGAAGGUACACUAAUCUAUCUGAGUGAAACCAGUGAGGUUUUUAUCCGUGUUCGAAACGGAUGGAGAAAAUUGCAGCUUGGUGAGUUAAUUCCUAUCCCUGCUGACAGCCUUCCACCUCCAGCCAUAUCAAGCCAUGGAUUUCAGUCUCUUCCAGCAUUGAGUCCAAUUUCAAAUAUGAAUAAUGGAAAACCAGCACUGCAUCUGGUGGCUUUAAACUUGCCGUUAGCUGGUGACAUGCGAGCAGAUUUUCAGUGUUUUCAACAGGCGCAGCUAGCAGGUUUGAUGUCUACCUAUAGAGCCUUCCUCUCAUCACAUUUGCAAGAUCUGGCCACAGUUGUGAGAAAAACAGACCGAUACAAUUUACCGAUAGUCAAUCUUAAGGGAGAAACACUUUUCAGUAACUGGGAAUCAAUAUUUAAUGGGAACAGUGGACAAUUCAACCCUCAUGUUCCAAUAUACUCAUUUGACGGGAGAAAUGUCAUGACAGAUCCAUCUUGGCCUCAGAAAGUAAUAUGGCAUGGUUCAACUGCAAAUGGGAUCCGACUGGUUAGCAACUACUGCGAAGCCUGGCAUACAGCUGAUACAGCAGUUAUGGGACAAGGGUCACCGCUGAAGAUGGGGAAACUUCUUGAUCAGAAAGCAUAUAGCUGUAGUAAUCAGUUUAUCGUUCUCUGCAUUGAAAACAGUUUCAUAUCUGAUACCCAAGGAAAAUAAUUAACCUGUUGCACAUAAGAAUAUUCCAUUUUAUGACAGAAAAAGCUGACACUGAAAUUUAAUUUGUAGUGAUGUAAAUAUUCUAUUUUUUGUAAUUGCACGUUUCAGGAAAAUAUAACCAAAGAAAACAUACCUCAACACAAACAGGAUUCCAGUUGGGUGGAACAUCUAGUGUGUGUGAGGCUGACUUAAAGCUUUUCCUUCCACUUGAACUCCACAGAGGGUAGCAGAUUUGCCAACAAUUAACUCACAGCCCCUUGUCUUUCUGGCUGAGCUGAAGAUCACUUAAGGACACUGGUCAAGGGUGGUCUACCAGGAAAAUCUCGUAGCCUGUCUUCUGAACAGUAGGGCUCAGCAAGGCUGCUGCUUCUUCACAGUCGAGAAGCUGCAUGCUCUUCCUCCAGUUCUAAAAUAUGAAUUUCACAUCCCUGUCUCCCCUCUUUUCGCUUGCCUAGAUUUUGAAUACCCAAGGCACUAUUCAUAUAUAUGAAUGUACACAUAUUAUCCCUGAGUGAAUAACAGUAGGCUGUUAAAUCUGACAAAGCCGGAAUUUUCAAAACAGCUUUAAAAACAUAGGUGCUCACCUUUGCGUUUCAGUGGAAGCUGAGUACCUAACUCCCAGAAGCUUGUACAGAUUACAGUCUAAGUGCUUACAUAUGACUUUAGUGGCUUGACUUCUUAUUUACACUUUUUCUUUGUAGAUUCUUCACAUAGGGCUUUAUGCAGGAGGAGUAAAUUUCACCUAGACAAAGUCUGGUCCUUAUUUUGGUGCCACUGUCAUCAGAAAACCUGAAGCAAUGUUAAUAGAAAACAUCCUGUUUUCCUGGCUGAACUGUGCAAAGUAAAUGCAGACAAAAGAACCGUCUGACCUUUAUUUAUUCCAUUGCAUACUAGACGAAGUCAUUUCCUGUUGCAACAGACUGCUGAAUGAAAGAUGCCUCUCAUAGUUCCUUUAAAAUAGGUUUUUAGACAUUGUUAUCCUAUUAAGUUGUAUGUAAAGUGACUUUCCUUUUUGUGAAUUUACCCUUCAGAUGUUCACAUAAUGAAAGAGUUGUUAAUAUAAACUAGCAGCAGUAGUGACAGGAAUGAUCAGUAAAUGCUAAUAUUCUUCAUAAACGGUAUCACUGUAAUA